Molecule: messenger RNA, 2335 nt
Organism: Manduca sexta (tobacco hornworm)
Lineage: Eukaryota; Metazoa; Arthropoda; Insecta; Lepidoptera; Sphingidae
Product: palmitoyltransferase ZDHHC11
Exons: 1
Coding region: 1067-2122 (351 amino acids)
Biological process (GO): protein targeting to membrane; peptidyl-L-cysteine S-palmitoylation
Cellular component (GO): endoplasmic reticulum; Golgi apparatus
Molecular function (GO): protein-cysteine S-palmitoyltransferase activity
Source: RefSeq, a predicted model, not a curated record
UUUUAAAAUAAUGUUUUGAUGGAUAUUAUCUCCUUCGAAAAGUGCUGUUUUUGAGACAUACGGCGCGCGGAUGCGUAAACGCUCUUAACCAAAUCCAAAGGGGUCCAAGGGUAAUCUGCCGUAAUAACGGACUCCAAAGGAAGUUAUAUAUUCGUCGUAUUUGUUUCUUUUUCUCAUGUUUAGGGAUAAGUUUUCCCCGUGGUCCGAUUGAAAUAAUUAUUUUUGUGUUCGAUUUUGUGUAGCUUCAGAAUGAUCUCAUUUAAAUUUCUUAGGUCUUGGAUUUCGAAAAUGCAGGAGGGUAUUCCACAAAAUCAAAUUGAUUUUUGAUAUUUCUUUUCAUGUGGUUUCAGUGGGGCUACAUUCAACAUAAUAUACUACCAUAACAUAUUAUCAUUGUUUCACCUUGAAUUUCAAAGAUACAGCAGGGAACUCUUCAAAUAAAAUUCUUUUUAUAUUUGGUUCUAAUAGAUGUGUUUUAUAACUCACAAAAAGUAAAAACUCUCAUACCCGCAGGUACAGAGGCGCAGCACGUGUACCUAUUUUACACUAUGUGUACAUAUUCCGUCCGUUCCGUUCCGUUUCAUAUGGAAUUAUUGUAAAAAUACUACGUAGGCAUCUAGUGUGUAUCUACAGUUUUGUACACACAUGUAGUUACGUAGUACAUAAUAAUUCCAUGGGUACUUACGUAUUACCAGUUGUGUUGCCAUGGGAAUAUUUAUAUAAACAAAAUAAGUAAUUAAAAAAAUAUAAUUUAACAUCAGCUAGAAUAGUUUCCUAUAAUGAUGAUAAUGCCAAUAGUGUUAAAAGACGAGAAACGAUAAAGAAAAUCAUUAUUUAUGAUAUGACACCUGCGAAACCAUGCGCGCGCAACUGAUUGAGGUAGGAUAGGGUACACCUGUUUAAGUUUUCAUUAAUGGUGUGUAUUUCAGCAAUAUCGAGGUUAAGUUGAGUAAUAACAAGUUAAUGAGAUGAUUCAUUGUAGUACGUCUGAGCAUCGAAAUAUUCUGUUAAGAAAACUUGAAAUAAGUGUCUGGUUAUAUAUCAUAUAAUAGUUGUCGGAUUACAAAUGGACAAAUGCAUAACAACCAACCUUUCACCAAGACCUCAGCGAAGACUACAUGGUUUCCAGCUGCCGUUGAAUUACCAGCAAGUAAUUGGUUGGAUUGUGUUGUUAGCAACAGCGUUAAUGAAUUUUAUAGUUCUUAUAAAAAUUCAAUUCUACGAACUUAAAAUGAUAGCACUGAUAGUGUAUAUUGUGUUAUACUUAUCACAUAUUUUAUCACACGUAUCCGCUUCGCUGAUAGAUCCCAGUGAAAAGGACUUGCGAAAACUUAAAAUUAGCAAUGUUCCUGAAUUUGAUAGAAGCAUUCAUGCACACGUCAUCGAAAACGGAAGAUGUCAUUUAUGCAACAUACAAACCAGUAGUAGAAAUACGAAACAUUGUAGUGUUUGUAAUAAGUGCGUAGAUCAAUUUGAUCAUCAUUGCAAGUGGCUAAAUAACUGCAUUGGACGUCGAAAUUAUUUACCGUUCAUUGCGAGCGUCACAACUGCGCUGAUGAUAUCAGUGUUUACGUCAUCGUUGUGUUUAGCCGAUAUAGUAUUUUUCUUUACAGACCCACAAAAGUUAAGUUCAGCAGGACAGAAUUUUAUAAAUUGUUCUACUUUAAAGGAAACGACAUCUCGUAAUUAUUGUAAAAUAUCCUUGCCACUUUUGGCAUUUUUAGUAGUAUUUUGUCUUGUUGCAUUUGGAAUCGCGUGUGCCUUACUACAUUUAUGCUGUUUCCACGUUUAUAUAUCCAUGUUAGGUGUAUCUACAUAUGAAUAUGUAAUGAAAAAUGUAUCGCCUAGUGCAUUGAAAUUUGUAAAUUGCUGUACAUGUCGCAGAAUGAAUUUGUCCAACACGUACGUCAAGAAAAAAACGCACAAGCAAACAAGUGAAUUGGAAAACAUAGAAAGUGGUGCACUAGAAAAUAAGAUAGAAAGCACAAGUAGUUCGUAUCAAAAUGAAAGCAGUAAUGCUUCAAACCUCAUUAUAUUGAUUAACAACGAAUUAGAUAAAGCUAGAAAAAUGUUUAUAUUUGAUAAAAAUAAAAUACAUCCACAGGAUGAGAAUAUAGGCUGAUAGAUCAACUUGUAUGGUUUAAGAUACUUAAUUGUGUAACAAUAAGAUUGAAUAUUUUGUAAUAAAAAGUAAUUUAUAUGUAAUGAAGUUAUUACUGAUACGUCAUUUAUAUAAUUAAUCAUAAGGUAUGUGACAGCGCGGUUGUAAUUUUACGCCAUUGCAAUAGGUACUUACAUUUAUAAAUAGUAUAAUAAAAUAUUUUGUUGAAAACAA